CGAAGCCGCACUCAAUCCUUCGUCCGUACCAUAUACUCAAGCAGGCUAACUGGCUUGCAUCACCCAAACAUCCAAAGACACAACGACGCAGAUACAAAGAAGCACAAGAAACCUCUUCGACGGUGAUGAUCGAGUCGAGUCAGCUGCUGACCUUCACUCGGGUGCUCCUCUUCGCAAACACCAGCUGAGAUCCCAACCAGUAUAGUAUUAACGCGAUAGGUGAUUCGAUAGAGCUAUAGCUUUCGCCAUACACUAGCUAGCAAGGGACAAUGACAAGAUCUUUUCCCACAACCGUUGCGACCACUGUGGCCCUUACUGUGGGUACCACCAUUGUCCUGCAUAGUCUGUUCGUUCGAAGUAGGAGAAAGCGAUCCCGCUGUCCUCCCUUUCCUCCACUCUCAACUACUAACGAUACUGAAGACGACCCACUCAAGCGAGGAUUGAAAAAGCGAGAUCUUCCCUCGCACGCCGAUGUCAUUAUCGUGGGAUCGGGACCUUCGGGUCUGGCCACGGCAUCGUUGUUGGCCCAAAAGGGCUACCGCGUGUUGGUACUGGAACAACACGAUCGAGCCGGAGGAGGAUUGCAUUCCUUUGUCGAACAGGGAGUCUACGAAUUUGAUACCGGAUUUCAUUAUUCCGGAGAAUUGGCGCCCACGGAAGCGCUCUAUAAAAUUGUACAGUACAUUACGGGUGGAAAAUGCACGUGGUCCGCAAUUUCCGAAUGUCCCGUGCAACCGGGCAUUUACGAUCAAGUACAUUUCCUGAAUGAGGAUUAUUCCAGUUCCAGUCCAAACAACAGCAACAAUAAACCCUUUGAUGUUCCCGUAGGAAACGACCAAUGGAAGCAAGCACUCAAAACCGCAUUUCCAGAAGAAGAGCGAGCAAUCGACACGUACUUUGCCAACAUGGAUGCCUAUAUGAAAACUGGAUUGCCCUAUUCUAUAUGGAGAUCCUUUCCACAGCACAGUUGGUUGGCUUGGAUUACCAAACCAUUUCUGGCAGCACCGUGUCUCCCCUAUCACACCAGUCGGGCAUCCGACAAACUCGAUGCAUUGACAAACAAUGAACGGCUCAAGGCAGUCCUGGGAUAUCUCUCGUUGGGGUGCUGUGCCGUUUGUCCCGAUGAACUCACCACGGCCGUAUUGUUGGGAUUGCACGUGCACUUUCGCAAUGGAGCUUUUUAUCCCGUCCACGGGUCCAAAUCCGUGGCAGCCGCCAUGGUACACACCAUUGAACAACACGGAGGGCGUGUCUUGGUCCGGGCGGGUGUAGAUCGAAUAUUGGUGGACAACAAUAACAAUCGAAAAGUCACGGGGGUGCAGUUGGUCAAGGAAGGAUUGAUCGUCCAAGCUCCCGUGGUGAUAUCGUCCAUUGGAUUGCGCGAAACCGUGCAGGGACUCUUGCGAACACCAGACGAUCCGGGACCCGCGGCUAUCAAUUCUGGAUUCUCCGGCCAAAAGGCGCCAACCACAAUCGUCGACCCAUUAUCGCCCGAACGACGCGAACAGCUGGGUCGUCUCUUGGAAGAACUGCCGUACGGCAAGGGACACAUUUACGGAUUCGUGGGCAUUCGAUACGAUCCAACCAAGGAAUCGUCGUCUCUCCAUAUACCCAAACGCAAUUGUUGGUUCUUGCCAUCGUAUGCGCUUCGCCAAAGUGCCGAUGCCUUUUCCAAACAAGAUCACACAACACAACAACCUUUUGGCUAUGUCGGUCUGGCAUUCCCAUCGCUCAAGGAUCCAGCCUACAAGGACCGCUACGGGGAUGGCAUUGUGACGGCUGCGUUUGUUGCGGGAGAUGUGCCCUGGGAAUGGUUCCAACAAUGGAAGGAUACCCGUGUCCACAAACGGGGAGACGACUACAAUCAACUCAAGCAGAGCUUUGAAAAACGGCUAUUGGACUUGCUGUAUCUCAAAUACCCGCAGGUCCAAGGAAAAGUACAAUACAUUGACUUGGGUACUCCCGUUGAUACAAGGACCUAUCUGGGUCGGUUGACGGGAGCCAGCUAUGGGAUUCCACCUACUAUCGCCAAGGCCAAGGCGGACGCCACUUGGUUGAGACCCAAAGUAGAUCUUCUGCCGGACGGAAUGUAUUUGGUCGGACAGGAUGUGACGGUGGACGGAUUUGCACCGGCCGUGUUGAGCGGUUUGAUGUGUGUGGCUGCCAUGGAUGGUGCCUCGGCAUGGCUAGAUGUGAUACCCAUGUUGGGUGGGUGGAUUGAGACUGCCAAGAUUCUGUGAUGAUAGUAUUGUAGGACAUACAGGUGAAGUUGUUGGAAGUGAAAGCAGGAUGUUGAUAGAUACGCUUGGACAAGCCUCUUCCAUUCGGUACCGUUAAUUAAGUGGGCUAUGCCAGGAGUAGUUCUCCCACAUUUGUUUCCUCAGGACUCGGGAUGGCCCGUACGCACGGGAUGCGGUUGAGGGGUUGGGGAGGAUGCCUCCGGUGUUCUCCUGGCUGGGAGCUGGUCCAAGUGCCAUUAUUGGAGUGGUGCUAGGUGGCGUUGGCCUUCUUGCGGGUGCGGCCAAGUGUUGCUCCCAACGUAGUCCAAGCUUGCUUGUGCAGACCAAAGACGGUGUUUGUUCUCCACCGUAGAUAACUUCCCUACUCUAAAACCCUUUGUGGAUGCAGGAACCUGCUCAAAACCCCUGCAACCUGAAGCUACCCA
Molecule: messenger RNA, 2665 nt
Organism: Seminavis robusta
Lineage: Eukaryota; Bacillariophyta; Bacillariophyceae; Naviculales; Naviculaceae
Source: the annotation of a GenBank genome assembly